AAAACAAAUAGUUUUAUAAACACGUAUUCAUACAAACCUAGUAUAAAUUUAAUUUAGACGCUAUAUUAAUAUAUAUAUAUAUAUAUAUUGUAGUGAGAACGCUGUUAAAGCAGCAUUGUUGAUUUUGUAUUGUUGGGCUCUGGAGGCUGGUGAACAGAAAAUGGCUGCCACGUUUAACUGGUUUCUUGUAUUGAGCUCGGUGUUUUUAUGCAACCUUGUUAAAUCGUUCCUGCCUUCGAUUUCUUCAUUUCUGUCAAAGAUCUUUCAGAAAGAUGCUGAACAGGAGAUGGAGAUGCGGACAGAGAUCCAGAACAUGAAGAUUGAGCUUUCCACCAUCAGUAUAAUGGAUGAGUUUGCCAGAUACGCUAGAUUGGAGCGCAAGAUCAACAAGAUGACUGACCAGCUAAAGACUCUUGUCAAAUCAAGAACUGCACAGCAGGCAAAAAUGAAGUGGAUUGUGAAUAUUGCCUUCUACAUUCUUCAAGCAGUGCUUAUGAUCUCACUCAUAUUGAAGUAUUAUGCAGACCCAGUUACAGUGGUGCCCAGUAAAUGGAUUUCUCCACUUGAGAGACUAGUAGCCUUUCCAUCUGGAGUCACAGGUGGUGUUGGAAUCACAUGCUGGCUAGUUGUCUGCAACAAGGUGGUAGCCAUUGGUCUACAUGCCGUCAGUUAAACCGAGUUACCUCAAUUAUAUUUCAGUGUUGUCUCAACAUGUGCAGUGACUGGAUUUUUGAUACUUGUUUAAAGUUUCUUUCAAGCUCCAUGAAACGCCUUUGUUUUUUAAAGGGGGGGUUCAAUGGUAUUUCAUGGAUUCUGACUUAUUAACACUGUUUAAGAGUUGUUUCCUCAUGCUAAAAGUAGGAAAAGUGUCAAAAAAGCAGUUGGGCGUGUUACAGAGUAUUUCUGUGCCGAAUGCACUUCGCCAGGGUUCUGACGUUUCAGGGGUUUCUAUACGCAUCACUUAUUUUUAUGGGCACUUCCCCCGGAAAACCCCGCCCACCCGUCAAUCAGCGGGAGACGCUAGAACUUACAAACAUUACAUGACGUGACAGCUUUGUUUAAUUUCAAAACUCAACAAUGGCACGAAAGAAGAAGUGUGUUUUUGGAUGUGAGGAGAAAAAGCCAGCCUUAUGAAAACAAUGGAUAUAGUUUAUUAUCCGGGGUAGCAGCGGAGUUUUGCGUGUGUGUUCGAUGUGCUGGAUUUCAUUGAAAAGUCCCAACGGGGUCAUGAGUUGCAUGCGGUAAGUAAGAACUUGUGUUAUGUUGGAAAUAGGCGCGUGCAUAUUAUAUAAAUGACAGGAACAUGUAGUGAAUCAUAAGUUAAACAGUAUAGUGUUGCAUGACUCGUACUCGCUCCUCCUGCGGUAGUAACUCCUCCUUCUUCAUUUUUUCAUACGUCAUCGGAAAGAUUCGGUAAAGCUAAUCUUUCUUUUAUAAAUCUGAUUAAACUAAAAACUCUUCGGAGAUAUAAAGGAUGUACUCUAUAGGUACUCCAGAUUAACAUCAGAAAUGCAGAAAUGGUGUGUGUUAUGUGGGCUUUAAAUAAUGGUCAUUACAGGUCUGUAGUACAUUGCUUUUAGAAAAACUACAUUAUUUUAUUAAUAGAUUCAAACACAUGCAGCAAACUUGACAUGUCUUUCUGGUUGAAAUAUUUUCUUCCUGUUUAAAUAUUUUUCAUUGUCUUAAGCUUAUGAGUGAUGAAGUUGUAACCAACAAAAGGUGAUAAUUUAUUUUACCAUAUUUGUAUAUUUUGGCUUUUUUGUUACAUUUGUUUAUCAAAACCUGUACCAUAAUUAUUUAAUUCAAUUGUAUUUUUUUCUGUUCAUGCAUUAAAAUGUGGAAAUGCACAUUUAUAAAAUAAAUCAUUUGUAUAGGGACAUU
Messenger RNA from Misgurnus anguillicaudatus (oriental weatherfish), 1881 nucleotides. RefSeq names its product guided entry of tail-anchored proteins factor 1 (gene get1). The record is from RefSeq and is a predicted model, not a curated record. Gene Ontology annotation, molecular function: protein-membrane adaptor activity. Gene Ontology annotation, biological process: tail-anchored membrane protein insertion into ER membrane. Lineage: Eukaryota; Metazoa; Chordata; Actinopteri; Cypriniformes; Cobitidae. Gene Ontology annotation, cellular component: GET complex.